AUGUCUGUGGCACGAUCUGGAGGAGGUGGAGGUGGUUUUGGAAGGCUCAUCGGAGGAGGUGGCGGCGGUGGUGGCGGUUUUGGCAGCAGAAGCCUCUACAACCUUGGUGGUAGCAAGAGGAUAUCCUUCGGUGGUGGAUAUGGCUUUGGUGGAGGUGCUGGUGGACUUGGCUUUGGUGGUGGACAGGGAGGUGGUGGAGGGUUUGGCUUUGGUGGAGUAGGGGGGCUGGGAGGAUUUGGUGGAGGGCUGGGUGGUGGCAGGAGCCCAGCGGGAUUUGGUGGUGGCCCAGCUGGAGUUGGUACAAUCCAAGAAGUGACUGUCAACCAGAGCCUCCUGGCACCGCUGAACCUGGAGAUAGAUCCAAACAUCCAUCAGGUGCGAAAAGAUGAGAAGGAGCAAAUCAAGACCCUCAACAACAAGUUUGCUUCUUUCAUUGACAAGGUUCGCUUCCUGGAGCAGCAGAACAAGGUUCUUGAGACCAAAUGGACCCUCCUGCAGGACCAGGGUCAAAAAAACAACUCAGGCAAAAACAACCUGGACCCACUCUUUGAGGCUUACAUCAACAACCUGAAACGGCAGCUGGCCAACCUGCUCAACGAGAGAGGACGCAUGGACGGGGAGCUGAAGAACAUGCAAGACCUCGUUGAGGAUUUCAAGAACAAAUAUGAAGAGGAAAUCAACCGACGCACAGCAGCAGAGAAUGAAUUUGUGGUGCUGAAGAAGGACGUGGAUGCUGCUUACAUGAAUAAGGUGGAGCUGGAGGCCAAGGUGGAUGCUCUGACUGAUGAACUCAGUUUCCUCCGAGCCCUCUAUGAUGCGGAGCUGGCUCAGCUCAGUGCGCAAGUGUCCGACACCGCUGUCAUUCUGUCAAUGGACAACAACCGGGACCUGGACCUCAGCAGCAUCAUCACUGAAGUCAAAGCUCAGUAUGAAGACAUUGCUAACAGGAGCCGGGCCGAGGCAGAGGCUUGGUACCAAACCAAGUUCGAGGAGCUUCAGGCCACGGCUGGGAAGCAUGGGGAUGACCUGCGCAACACAAAGGGGGAAAUCUCUGAGCUCAACCGGCUGAUCCAGAGGAUCCGGUCAGAGAUAGAGAACAUGAGGAACCAGUGUGCCACCCUGCAGACAGCCAUCGGAGACUCCGAGGAGCGUGGGGAGCUGGCCCUCAAAGAUGCCAAGGCAAAGAUGAUUGACCUGGAAGAUGCCCUGCAGAAAGCCAAAGCUGACAUGGCCCGGCAGCUCCGCGAGUACCAGGAGCUCAUGAACGUCAAGCUGGCCCUGGACAUCGAGAUCGCGACCUACAGGAAGCUGCUGGAGGGAGAAGAGAGCAGGCUGAGCGGAGAGGGACUGAACCCCAUCAGCUACUCUGUCAUCAGCUCCAGCUCUGGCAUGGCUGGUGGAGCUGGGUUAGGAGGAGGAUUUGGUGGACUGAGCCUAAGCGGAGGAGGCGGUGGAAGCAGUUUCAGUCUUGGAGGAGGUGGUGGAAGCGGUUUCAGUCUUGGAGGAGGUGGUGGAAGCGGUUUCGGUCUUGGAGGAGGUGGUGGAAGCGGUUUCGGUCUUGGAGGAGGUGGUGGAAGUGGUUUUGGUCUUGGAGGAGGCGGCGGAAGCGGUUUUGGUCUUGGAGGUGGCGGCGGCGGCAGCGGAGGCUACAGCUUUGGAAGCGGAGGAGGACUUGGACUGGGGGGUGGUGGUGGUGGUGGUCUCGGAGCUGGAUUUGGAGGAGGCAGUGGUCUCGGCUACGGAGGUGGUGGCAGCAGCAGUCUGAGCACUGGUGGAGGGAAUUUCAGCUCUGGAAGUGCAAAGGGCACCAACCCAGGUGUGAAAAUUGUCUCUAAAACCUCCUCCAGCAAAAAGAGCAUAAAAAGCCAAAGCCUGAAGAAUGCUACACAGCCCGAGUAA
Molecule: messenger RNA, 1899 nt
Organism: Haliaeetus leucocephalus (bald eagle)
Lineage: Eukaryota; Metazoa; Chordata; Aves; Accipitriformes; Accipitridae
Product: keratin, type II cytoskeletal cochleal-like
Exons: 10
Coding region: 1-1899 (632 amino acids)
Biological process (GO): intermediate filament organization; keratinization
Cellular component (GO): keratin filament
Molecular function (GO): structural constituent of skin epidermis
Source: RefSeq, a predicted model, not a curated record